GAAAAACAUCGUAUUUUUAAAGUUUUUGGAACAUUGGAACGGAGGAAAAAUGAAGUUGUACUAAUGGCUCAUAAAUUGUUGACAGUUCAAGAUAUAGGCGGUAGUCUGAAUACAUUAUCAUUAUUAUCUGCAGCAGUUCGUCCUAUGUAUUGCCAGUAUAAAGAAUUAAAAUAAAGCAACAGCAAAUAUUUAUCACAUAAAUGUUAGCACAUGUUUUUAAGUGACUUUCAUUUAUUUGGCUUUAUAUUUUGAAUGUUAAAAAUUACUUUGAUAAGGUUAUUAUUGAAGCAAAACAUGAGUGUAUUCACACAGUACUUAAAUCCUCUCACUGGUCUUGCUACAUGGGAGAAGAAAGAUCAAGAUUAUGAUUAUCAUCAAGAAGUAGCUAGAUCUUCCUUUGCAGACAUGCUACAUGAUUACGAGCGAAAUAACAAAUAUUAUAUUGCCCUCAAAGCUGCUAUUGAGAAAAAGCAUCAAGCGGGUGAAGAGGCUAAUGUGUUGGAUAUAGGUACUGGGACAGGAUUAUUGUCAAUGAUGGCUGCAAGAUGUGGAGCAGACACCAUAACAGCAUGUGAGGGUUUCAUACCAAUGGCCAAUUGUGCUGUAAAAAUAAUAAAGGAGAAUGGUUUUGAGAGUAAAAUUAAAUUGGUUCGUAAACAUUCUACAAAGAUGACAGUUGGAAAAGAUGGUGAUAUGCCAAAACGAGCAAAUAUUUUAGUCACUGAAGUGUUCGAUACAGAACUGAUUGGCGAAGGAGCAUUAUCAACAUUUCGCCAUGCUCACAAAGUUCUUCUCGAGGAAGAUAGUAUAGUUGUGCCACACAGUGGAACAGUGUGGGCACAAGUAGUGGAGAGCUCAAAAGUUUGUAGCUGGAAUCGAGUGAAGCCCAUUAAGGAUGGAGAAAUAUUAGUUGAUGCUCCAGCAGCUAUUCAAGCAUGUUCUGGUGCUGCAGCAGUGCAUGACAUGCAAUUAUCUCGUCUUUCUCGCGACUCUUUUGUGCCUUUACUGCCACCACAGCCUAUUUUUAGGUUUGAUUGGUCCGGCAAAGAGCCCUUAUUGUACAAUGAAAAAGUAUCGAUAUUCACAAAAUCCAUAGCAAGUGGAACCGCGCAUGCAAUUUUUAUGUGGUGGGAUUUGAACAUGGAUACAGAUAAUCAAGUAUUGUUGAGUUGUGCUCCUGUAUGGGAACAUCCAAAUGUACCUGAUGAUAUCAAGAAAGAUAAAUUACGUUUAGAAAAGAUGGCAGAGUCAAUACCUUGGAGGGAUCAUUGGAUGCAGGCUGUCUAUUAUCUUCCGGAAGAAAUACCUAUCAAACGUGAUGUCGAAGUCAAUCUCAUCGGUUACCAUGACGAGUAUUCUUUCUGGUUUAAAUUAUUGGAUAGAUCCAUAGAUAAAAUUCCGGAUUUUCCGAGACCUGUGUGUGAUUGUAAUGCGCAUAUCGCGUACUCACGGACGCGUAUCGGUCAAUUGAACGAUAUGGCUCGUAAUAAAAAGUACAUACAAGCCUUGCGGAAGAAGAUUACUUCCAAUAGCGUCUGUCUCUGUCUCUCGGACGGUUGUUUAUUGGCACUUGCGGUUGCGAGAAUGGGAGCAAAAGUAUUUCUGCUGGAACAAAAUUCUUUGUCGCAGAAAACCAUGAAGAUGUUUGUGCGUACAAAUGGACUCUCCGAGCAGAUAAGAAUUGUCAAGUCGGUCGGUGAUCUACCGGAUGCUAGUGAGAUCAACUUCAUUUUCGGCGAACCAUAUUUCCUGAGCUCUAUCGUGCCAUGGGAGAAUCUGAUAUUCUGGUACCAUACCUCCAAAUACCCAUCGAACAUCACAAGAAUGCCGAUUGCAGCGACGAUCAAGGCCGCCGUCGUCGAGUUCAAAGAUUUACAUAAGAUAAGAGCCCCCGUCGGUAUUUGCGAAGGCUUUGAUUUGUCUUCCUUCGAUAGGCUUGUGCAAAUAUCUAGUGAUAAAAGUGACAAUCCCGUAGAAGCGCAGCCACUUUGGGAAUAUCCCUGCAAGGCGUUAUCUUUAGCCUUUAACAUUGUAGAGCUUGAUCUCACGCGAAAUGUAAAUUUCGAACGCAUUCAAGUAUCUGGCGAGAUUCCGAUUUUAAGCAAUGGCUCCUGCAAUGGCGUUGCUGUAUGGAUAGAUUGGCAAUUAGAUUCAGAUUUGUCAAUAUCUUGUGGUCCAGUUGAAGAAGUGAUACCUGGUAAACGCAUAUCUUGGGAUCCAUAUACAAGACAAGGCGUACAUCUAUUUCAUGGGAUAUCUGAUGUCAGGACAAGAAGAAACACACUUUUAUGGUCGUUCACUUUCGUUCCACAACAUGGUGAAGUGGACUUUAAUUUUAACAUAUUAUAACAAAUAUUUGAUUGUAUUAAUAAAUGUUUAUUUGAUUAUAUUGAGGAAUGCUUGAUGUAUUAAAAAUCAAAUUGAGAAAAUGUAAAAAAUGUUUUUAUGUAAAAAUAUAUCUAGAGAAAUUUCAAGGCAUGAUUAUGUGGUGAAAUAUAUAUAUAAGUAAACA
This is a messenger RNA of Camponotus floridanus (Florida carpenter ant), 2512 nucleotides long. It is a transcript of the gene Art7, whose product is annotated as protein arginine N-methyltransferase 7. Lineage: Eukaryota; Metazoa; Arthropoda; Insecta; Hymenoptera; Formicidae. The record is from RefSeq and is a predicted model, not a curated record. The coding region runs from base 253 to 2349 and encodes 698 amino acids. Gene Ontology annotation, biological process: peptidyl-arginine methylation. Gene Ontology annotation, molecular function: protein-arginine omega-N monomethyltransferase activity. The transcript has 10 exons.